This is a messenger RNA of Symbiodinium natans, 1545 nucleotides long. The record is from the annotation of a GenBank genome assembly. Lineage: Eukaryota; Dinophyceae; Suessiales; Symbiodiniaceae.
AUGUUGCCAUGGAAGGCGCGAAGAAGAUGUGCGCAGCCAUUUUGGACCACAACCAAGUUUUGUGUCUCGUGCCUUGAAGCAUCCAAAGCCAAGCUUACCAUGCGCCUGCUCCUUGCUCUUUUCGCUCUCCUACCUGGCGCGGUGGCAGAGGUGUCCCUCAAGGACCGCAUGACGGCAGCGGUGGCCCAUGGUUUGGCCAAGGUACGUGCAAAUCAUUCCAUUGCCAACAAAUCCAGGAGACUCUUCACUCCAGGGGAUAUUUUGCCUUUCGAUUUUGAGCUGGACCCCGUGGAAAUGUCAGAUUGCACGACGCCGACCUUGUUGGGAGGCACCGGUGGCGACUGCUUUUCGAUCUGCUUCUUCACUACGUGGCUGUGUGAAGGCAUCUUCGACAUAGCUGACAACAUCUGCGAUGCGUACGCCGAUGUUGGCAGUGUCGGGAUUGGCGCGGCCGUCUCCGCCGGCGUUGCCGCAGUAAUUCCAGGGGUGCUCUGGGACUUGCCGAUGGCGGCAACCAUGGGGCUGUUGGCGAAAGAGUUCGUCGAGCCGCUCUUUGACCAGGUCGUGGAGAGGGUGUGCCAGCCCACUGACACCCUCGGCGACACGAUUUCACUCACGGAUGAGUGCAUGGAUGCCAUGAAGCAUUUUGGAGGCACCUUUGAGGGCAUUGUUGAGAAGGCGGGCACCGACCUCAACGGCAUGCUGACAGGCAACAUUCAAGACUGCUGUAGCACCGUGAUGCGUCGGCGUCGACGGCUCGGCUACUGCAGCAACGUGGAACGCCGGCGCUGCCGCGUUGACUACAACCCCAUCACGGAUUUCGAUGACUGCUACAACCCCGAAGAUGAGCUCGAGGAGUCAUACGAAGAGGGCAUCACCAUCACUGUGGAGAGUGCUAUCAACUUGCCCGACAAGGACACCUUUGGCGAAACUGACCCCUACAUCAUCUGCGAGGAUGAGGAUGGUGGUGACAGCUUUGAGACAGAGGCUAUCGACGAGGGUGGCAGCCAUCCUGUUUGGAACAGCGGCGGCUCGGGCUGGUUGGAGGACUGGGAGAAGGGUGAGGAUGUGGAGUGUGAGAUCUGGGAUGAGGACUCCCUCUUCGGGAAUCCAGAUGAGUAUAUCGGCAGCUUUGUCAUCCCGUCGUCUGUGCUGGAUCACGUUGAGGAUGAUGACGGAGAUGCGGAGGUGAAGUUCGAUGUGGCCGUUCAAGAGGACGACUCCUGGUGGCCUUUCGGAAAGCGCCUGAGAGGGAACCUUUCCAACUUAACCAAGGCUGGUCGGACGGGAGGAGCCCGAGUCUCCGGCUCCGCCAGCAGAGGAAGUCAGCAGCGCGCUGACUGUCCAGAAUCCUGGAACACUCGACGCUGCAACAAGGAAGCCACGAUGCGCAAGAAGCUGCCAAGUGGCAACUAUUUGCGAGGUUGCCCCAAGUGCAACAUCUACACGCCCUGCGUGGAUGGCAAAAAGCCUGUGGACACCUUCCAGACGAUCGACUUCGGUAAACAAUACUUUACUAACUGCGGCUUCUUUGCUGCUGCAUAA